Molecule: messenger RNA, 1172 nt
Organism: Pelagomonas calceolata
Lineage: Eukaryota; Pelagophyceae; Pelagomonadales; Pelagomonadaceae
Source: the annotation of a GenBank genome assembly
ACAACAAGGCCACUACCACUCCUUUCACGGCCUGUUUGGACGACGAGGACCGAAGGGCUGCGUUUUUUUUGCGCGCGCGAGUACCAGCCCAAUCCCACGGACCAUGGCUACCAUGACGGUCACCGUCGGCGGCCACAGCAGCAGCGCAAGCGCCAAGAAGGAGACCAUCCAGUUGUACAACGAGCAUGGGGUGCCCAAGAAGGCGGGCGACGCGCCAUUAGGCAUCGCCUACGACCAUGACGGCCUUCCCGUGCCGGAUUGGGAAGCAGAGGGCCGCGCGGCAAUCAUAUUUCGAGGCGGCCGCGGCGUCGUCGCCCCGCGAUGAUCACAACCAAUCACGCAGGUCCACGGCGAGAACGACGGCGCCGUCGACGCGACGGGCCGGCGCCGGGGCCCCCAGGUCAAGGGCGCCGUGCAGCUCAAGGACUACGUCAAGUACGUGCGCCGCGCGUCCCCCACGUGGGGCAAGCGCUUCGGCGAGGUGCACAAGCCGCGCGUCGGCCGCUUCGGCGCCUUUACGACGGACGACGCCAAGUUAUGUUUAUUGACGGAGGACUUCGGGUGGAAGUUGGGGGAGGACAAGCACCUGGCGCCGACGCCGCCCUACGUCCGCUUGUGUUACGGCGAGCUCCACGGCGAGCAGGACUCGCUGAGAAUCUUCACUGGUUUAUCCGAAAUCCACCUGCUCAAGAACCUAGAUUUGACGGAGGUCCACGCCAUGCUUCAAACACUAGGCUACGUCUCCUACUGCGUGCCCGACGGCACGACGGGCGUCCAGCCGCGCUGGUGGGGUUCGGGGAUUGACGUCCACCCGCAGGCCGUGUCCGCGGGCCUGCCGGGCGGCAAGGGCCCCAUGUUCUACUCGUGGCACUACCGCCUGCCGCCCUGGGCCCCCGGUUUAUGUCUCGAGGGCGAGGACGGCGACUUCGCCAAUGGACCUCUAGCUCUAGUGAAGAAGCGCGUCAACGUCCACGAGGAGAUGGAAAAGCAGAAGGUCAACGAGGACUUCCUGGGGGCCCUCACCAAACUCGCGCUCGACCAGAAGGCGGCCUGGGCGCGCGAGGCCGAAGAAGAAGCCGAGGCCGACGCGCGCGAGUAGUAGGCGUCCUUUCUUCCCCCGUUAUAGAUACGUGUUACCCCUAUCGAGCAUAAUAUAUACGUUACCCAGUAGU